This is a messenger RNA of Alternaria ethzedia, 930 nucleotides long. RefSeq lists its product as uncharacterized. The record is from RefSeq and is a predicted model, not a curated record. Gene Ontology annotation, biological process: basic amino acid transmembrane export from vacuole. The transcript has 3 exons. Gene Ontology annotation, cellular component: fungal-type vacuole membrane. The coding region runs from base 1 to 930 and encodes 309 amino acids. Lineage: Eukaryota; Fungi; Ascomycota; Dothideomycetes; Pleosporales; Pleosporaceae.
AUGCUCGCAGCUGUCAUGUCGCACAGCGUGUCGCUGACAACUCACGAGGCGCUUUCCGGUGUCUUCGGCUCAAUCUCGCUGGCUUCGUGGAUCUUUCUGUUGGUCCCGCAACUAAUCGAAAACUACAAGUCAUCCUCCGCUGAUGGCAUCUCCCUCGCCUUCCUCGUCGUCUGGUUCGUCGGCGACAUAACCAACCUUGCCGGCGCCCUCUGGGCAGGCCUCGUCCCCACCGUCAUCGCCCUCGCAAUCUACUUCUGCUUCGCAGACCUCGUCCUCAUCUCGCAAUGCGUCUACUACAACAUGAAGAACUCGCGCCGCGGGGAGCGCAAAACCUCCGUGCAGUCUACAAACAGCGUUGAGGCGCCCCUGCUGGGCAGACGCGAUAGCAGCAACGUCGGUCUGCCGGGAAGCCACAGGCGCGAUUCUGCAGCUAGUCGCAGGCGGCGCGCGAGUUCGCUACCUACGAUUCCGGAUGUGGGCGAUGGCGCGAGCGAGUGGGUUAAGAAUGCGCUUAGCAUCGUGGGUGUCUGUGUCGUUGGUGCUGCAGGCUGGGCUAUCGCGUGGAAGACUGGUGUGUGGGUUCCGCAGCCUCAGCAUAAUACGGAGGACACCACGGACAACCCUGUUGGUGCCAUGAUCUUGGGAUACGCGAGCGCCGUGGCUUAUCUUGGAGCGCGCAUUCCUCAGAUCAUUAAGAACCAGAGGGAGAAGUCCUGCGAGGGCUUGUCGCUGCUGUUCUUCAUGUUGAGUCUUUUGGGCAAUGCUACGUAUGGUGCAGGGAUUAUCUUCCACUCGCAGGAGAAAGAGUACAUACUCACGAACCUCCCCUGGCUCAUCGGCUCCCUCGGCACAAUGGUCGAGGACAUAACCAUCUUUAUCCAAUUCCGCGUGUUCGGCAACGGCGAGGCAUCUUCAGCCCUCGAGGCGUGA